Gloeophyllum trabeum ATCC 11539 is the source of this 1212-nucleotide messenger RNA. RefSeq lists its product as uncharacterized. The coding region runs from base 1 to 1212 and encodes 403 amino acids. The record is from RefSeq and is a predicted model, not a curated record. Lineage: Eukaryota; Fungi; Basidiomycota; Agaricomycetes; Gloeophyllales; Gloeophyllaceae. The transcript is spliced from 3 exons.
AUGUCCAGCCAAUUAUGCACGCAGUGUCCCAACACACGGUCGAUAUGGGAGAUUGUCUAUGGUUGCGUCUUGACAGUGUUCGCGUGCACUUGGCUGGCCAUCCACCCGAACAUACCUGAUCAGAGGGAAGGGAAGGUGUUGCGAUUCAUUCGCCGGGCGGGAUUGAUGAUUAUGGCGCUGAUCGCCCCAGAGCUGGUGGUCGUGUGGGCGGCGAGACAGUGGAUUGUCGCCCGCAGGCUGGCUGAGAACUUUCGAGGGCUUCAAUGGACGCAGACCCACGGCUUCUUCGCACUUAUGGGCGGCUUCGCUUUGUGCGGCGAGAACUUCGAAGUCAUCCGGACUCUCAAUCCUGAUGAAGAUCUCGAUCACUUGGACAGUCGAAUCUUCCCUCGUAUAUCGGAGGAACAGAUUCAGGACAAGAGCAAAGCCGACUUCCUGGCGAAGGGCGUUGUCGUCAUGCAAACGGGCUGGUUCCUAGUCCAAUGUGCUGCACGUAUACAGCAGGGCUUGCCCAUAACGGAGAUAGAGAUAACCACGGCCGCUUUUGCCGUUCUCAACUUCUUCACCUACGCACUGUGGUGGAACAAGCCGCUUGGCGUCGAUUGUCCUCACCUCAUUCGUGAGGACACGUACGGCCGACCUCUUUCCGAGGGAGGUAGCGAUGCCUGGCCGGCACGCAGUGCGGAUGUGAGACCUCCGGUGGACAUCUACUCGGGUGCUUCCAGCUUUCGUCACAUCCGGCUGGGGAGCGUAAGCGCGCAGGCCAAAGAGUACGUGACGAAGAACAAGGUGGGCGAUGUGCUGGACGACAUUGUGGAUGUAAUCAUGAUCCCGCUGCGCCCCUUUUUCGCGAUGGUCACGGAAGCUGGCGGAGAAGAUGACAACUGGCAUGCGGUGCCCGUCUUCCACGCCGGGUCACUUACUUAUCGCGAGGGAAGAAAUCUCGCAUAUUUCUCCAUGCUCAUUGCCAUGACCUUCGGCGCCAUUCACUGCGCAGGAUGGACGCUAGAGUUUCCAACGGACUUAGAAAAGUGGAUGUGGCGCAUCGCAUCGCUUACAAUCACUGGCGCACCCAUCUACGGUAUGGUCGUCAUCACCAUCUAUCGAUGGUCGGGCGCACCAGAUUGGUUGGACAGUGUUCACAAGUUUACGUGCAUCUUCGGUUGCGUGAUUACUGAGGCCCCACGCGCUCCUAUCGGUCUCCUGGACUAA